Schistosoma rodhaini is the source of this 2598-nucleotide messenger RNA. NCBI's taxonomy places the organism in Eukaryota, Metazoa, Platyhelminthes, Trematoda, Strigeidida, Schistosomatidae. The record is from the annotation of a GenBank genome assembly.
AUGGGUUCGUUGUUUCGGAGCGAAGAAAUGCAACUAUCUCAAAUGUUUCUGCACACAGACAUAGCCUACAUGUGCAUAUCAGAGUUAGGGGAGUUGGGGCUGGUUCAGUUUCGAGAUACUGUCCCAGGUACCAACGCAUUCCAGAGAAAAUUUGUAAAUGAAGUUCGAAGAUGUGAUGAAAUGGAGCGAAAAUUAAGAUUCCUGGAGAAGGAGAUCGAAAAAGACAAGUUUCCCAUAUUGGACACUGGCGAAAAUCCAGAAGCUCCGGCCCCGCGUGAAAUUAUCGACCUGGAAAGCAUUUUCGAGAAAUUAGAGAACGAACUGAAAGAAGUGAACUCAAGCGCGGAAAAAUUAAAAAAGACGUAUCUGGAAUUGUCUGAACUGAAGCAAAUUUUGCGCAAAACGCAGACAUUUUUUGACGAAGCUCUACACGAUCCUGCAAUGUCGGAAGAAAAUGUUGGACUCCUUGGGGGUGAAGCGAUGGGUGCUGCUGGCACUGCUGGUGGAUUGCGACUGGGAUUUCUUGCUGGGAUUAUCCUUCGUGAACGGUUACCAGCUUUCGAGCGUAUGCUGUGGCGGGUGUGUCGAGGAAAUGUUUUCCUUAAGCAAGCAGAAGUUGAUGACCCAUUAGAAGAUCUUACAACGGGUAUGCCAGUCCACAAAUCCGUAUUCUUGGUAUUCUUUCAGGGUGAUCAGCUUCGGACUCGUGUUAAAAAGAUAUGCGACGGAUUCCAUGCAACCCUAUAUCCUUGCCCUGAUUCACAAGCUGAUCGACGUAAUAUGGCCAUUGAAGUGAUGGGUCAGAUCCAAGAUUUGGAAACAGUGCUAACACAAACUAGGCAGCAUCGUCAACGUAUUUUAGAAACGGCCGCUAAAAAUUUACGCACCUGGUUUAUAAGGGUUAGGAAAAUCAAAGCUAUCUAUCAUACUUUAAAUUUGUUCAACCUUGAUGUAACUACAAAAUGUAUGGUUGGGGAAUGCUGGUGUGCAGUGAAUGAUGUGGACAAAAUUAAUUUGGCUUUACGUCGUGGUAUGGAACGCAGCAAUAGUACUCUACAACCGAUUUUAAAUGGAAUAGUAACUACGGAAAAUCCUCCGACAUACCACCGAACAAAUAAAUUUACCUAUGCUUUUCAAAGUAUCAUUGAUGCUUACGGAGUCGCACGUUAUCGAGAAGUCAAUCCAGCUCUGUUCACAGUUAUCACAUUCCCCUUCCUGUUUGCUGUAAUGUUUGGAGAUGCUGGCCAUGGAUUGCUUAUGUUUCUUUUCGCUUUGUGGAUGGUUGUAUGUGAGCGAAAAUUAAGUGCUAAUAAGUCCGGAGGUGAAAUUUGGAAUAUAUUUUUCAGUGGUCGUUAUAUUAUACUUCUUAUGGGUUUGUUUUCAAUUUAUACUGGAUUGAUAUACAACGACAUAUUCUCUCUAUCUGCUAAUAUUUUUGGGUCCUCAUGGUAUCCAACUUAUGAUAAUAGUGUUUUAUCAAAGGAAGUUAGACUCCAGUUAGAACCUCGAACAAGCGUUAAUGUGUCGGACAGAAUGUAUGCCGGAUAUCCUUAUCCUUUUGGUUUAGAUCCUGUAUGGCAGUUAUCUGGUAAUAAAAUCAUGUUGACAAAUUCGAUCAAGAUGAAGAUGUCUGUCGUACUGGGAGUAUUACACAUGCUAUUGGGCAUUAGUUUAGGUGCUUUCAAUUACAGAAAUAAUAAAGAUAACUUGUCGAUUUGGUGCUUACUGCUUCCUCAAAUCCUUUUCUUGUCAUGCAUCUUCCUUUAUUUGGUGAUAUUGAUCUUUUUCAAAUGGGUUGCAUAUACGGCGGAAACAGCCUCCUCUGCACCAAGUCUUCUUAUUGGUCUAAUCAAUAUGAUCCGUUUCAGUUAUUCAGAUGAAAUUCCUCCUUUGUAUUCUGGACAGAAAGCUGUUCAAAGUAUACUGAUGGUUGUUGCAGUUAUAUGUGUUCCUUGGAUGUUGUUGUCUAAACCCUUAAUUUUGUAUAUGCGUCAUCGUGCCAUCUUGAAGAAUAGACAUUAUGUGGAUCCUGAUGCAAGUGUGCAUGUGGUCGUUGGUGGUGUAACAAAUCCGAAUAUGGAUGAUAGUUUCAUUGGUGAUAAUAAUGGUAUUAUGUACAGUGACAUGUCUCCAUUACAUAGAUCAUCAUCUGAAAAACGUUCUAAGGUUUCACUUAUUAGUCAAACAGAUUCGCCAGGUAGUCAUGAUGUUCAUAAGUUUGAUUUCGGAGAUAUAAUGGUCCAUCAAAGCAUUCAUACGAUUGAGUUUUGCUUAGGUUGCAUUUCCAACACAGCUUCUUAUCUUCGUCUAUGGGCUUUGAGUUUAGCACAUGCGCAAUUGUCGGAAGUCCUUUGGAGUAUGGUUAUGAGAAUGGGUUUGCGUAUAUCUGGUCUAUAUGGCGGUGUUGUGUUAGCAUUUAUUUUUACAUUCUGGGCUGUGCUAACCGUUAGUAUUCUUUUGUGCAUGGAAGGAUUAUCUGCUUUUCUCCAUACACUUCGUCUCCAUUGGGUGGAGUUUCAAAAUAAAUUCUACAGUGGUGAUGGUUAUCCUUUCGUUCCAUUUACCUUCGAACAUUCCAACAGUCUAGUGGAUAAUUAG